CUCGUGCGUCGUCGGCUCGUCCGCCACCAGAGACCGACGUGCCGAUACGCGCGCUCUCGUGGGCGUACUCGUGUUCGCGUUCCUUUCGAUUUUCACGCGUUCCCGUUCUUAUAAAGCUCUUUAAAAAAUGCCGAACCUGCUAAGGAAGGAGAAGGUGCGUCUGUCACGGUAGUUCUCUCGUGUCGCGCGGUGGUGUCUUUAGAACGUUACCACCAAAGUUUUUCUUCGCACGCGAUCGGUCUGUCCUACGGAUCAGUCUGUCUUUAUUCAUCCCCUCUCUAUCUAUCUAUUGCUGUGUGUGUCUCUUUCUCUCUUUUUCUUUCUUUCUCUCUCUCUCUCUCUCUCUCUCUCUAUAUAUAUAUAUAUAUAUAUAUAUAUAUCUGUAUCUAUCUUUCUCUUUCUCUCUCUCUCUCUUUUUCUUGGUGCUGCGCGACGCGAAUGGUGUUUCUCCACGGCAGAGAGAAAGAGCGAAGAAGGAAGGAGCAAAAGGAAGAAGGGAGCUAGCGUGUGCGCGCGCGAGAGAGAGAGAGAGAGAGAAAGAGAGAGAGAUUGAGUGAGUGAGUGAGUGAGUGAGUGAGUGAGUGCACCGGGGGAACAACCCCGGCGGCCUUAGCUACUCAAGGGUGUAGUAGCAUGGUGAAGACCGCCGUCUUGCUCGUUUCUUGACCCGACCGUCCGUAUACAUCGCAAAAUCGGCUCUUCAACUAUCUGUCCGUUGCGAAAAAGAAAGAAAGAAAGAGAGAGAGAGAGAGAGAGAGAGAGAGAGAGAGAGAAAGAAGGUUCGCUCCGCUCUAGUAAGAGUCCCCCGUCGACUCGUACGGAAUCGAAUCCAUCGUCGGCCUAUUAAAAGCGGUCGUGUGAGUUUCGACUACUCUCUCGCGUGUCUCGGGCCCCGUCGCACACGAUACAAUAAUGGAAACGUCGUCGAAGACCAGCAAGGACAAGGGAAAGAACGGCAACAAGGAUGUCGAGGCCGGCGACGAGGAAGUAAUUCAUCUUGGAGGAGCGGAAAUAUGAGUGUCAUGGCGGAUAGUACGUGACCAUUUCUUCUCGCAGAGCAUGCAACGUUUCGAUAACGAAGAGACACGAUGAUCAUCCUCGUUCGAUGAUUUUUUACUACAGCAGCAUCCUGGAAUAAAGUCUAUCUUUUCCUUAAUCGUGUAAAAUGCAAGCGUUUAGCAGACUCGCCUCUGGAAAUGUGUUCAAGAAGAAGGCAGGUUUCGUAUUGAGAAUGUUUCUACGAACAAAGUGUCAGGAGGUCCUCCACAUGGCAAUGCCUCACCUCCACCGACACUCAUCAACAAAGUCAAGUAUCAACCUGGUGGGCCUGUAAUCAAAAAGGAUAAAAGACAAAGCAGCUCGAGAUUCAACAUAUCAAAGAACCGAGAACUUCAAAAGCUACCGCUCUUGGCAGAGACUCAACAAGGCAAUGAAAGGGAAGAACUUUUCAUACAAAAGUUACGUCAGUGCUGCGUACUCUUUGAUUUUGAGUCUGAUCCAUUAUCGGACUUAAAAUGGAAGGAGGUAAAGCGUACGGCUCUUCAUGAAAUGGUCGAAUAUGUAACCAAAAAUAAAAAUGUUAUUACCGAAGCUAUCUAUCCGGAAGCAGUGAAUAUGUUUGCUGUGAAUUUGUUUCGAACACUUCCACCAUCUUCUAAUCCAAAUGGUGCUGAAUUUGAUCCGGAAGAAGAUGAGCCUACUCUGGAAGCGGCAUGGCCUCAUUUGCAAUUAGUGUAUGAAUUCUUUCUAAGAUUGUUGGAAUCUCAAGAUUUCCAACCAUCUAUUGCAAGACGUUAUAUAGAUCAAAAGUUUGUCUUACAAUUAUUAGAGUUAUUUGAUUCUGAAGAUCCUCGGGAAAGAGAUUUUCUUAAAACAACUCUUCAUAGAAUCUAUGGAAAGUUUCUCGGUUUAAGAGCAUAUAUCAGGAAGCAAAUAAAUAAUGUUUUUUAUCGAUUUAUAUAUGAAACUGAACACCAUAAUGGUAUCGCCGAACUUCUUGAAAUUUUAGGAAGCAUUAUAAACGGUUUUGCUUUACCAUUGAAAGAGGAACAUAAAGUUUUUCUUUUAAAAGUGCUGUUACCUUUGCACAAAGCUAAAUCGUUGUCAGUUUAUCAUCCACAAUUAGCAUAUUGCGUCGUUCAAUUUUUGGAGAAGGAUCCAUCUUUGACAGAACCGGUUAUUAGAAAUUUAUUGAAGUUUUGGCCAAAAACACACUCUCCCAAGGAAGUCAUGUUUCUUAAUGAAUUGGAAGAAAUUUUAGAUGUAAUAGAACCAGCUGAAUUUCGAAAAGUACUGGAUCCGUUGUUUAGACAAUUAGCAAAAUGCGUUUCGUCUCCACAUUUUCAAGUUGCUGAGAGAGCCCUUUAUUAUUGGAACAAUGAAUACAUAAUGUCAUUAAUAUCAGAAAACUAUUCUGUGAUUUUACCAAUUAUGUAUCCAGCUUUUUAUAGAAAUUCACGAAAUCAUUGGAAUAAAACGAUUCAUGGUUUAAUUUAUAAUGCAUUGAAACUAUUCAUGGAGAUGAAUCAAAAAGUAUUUGAUCAGUGUACUAAUCAGUAUCAUCAGGAUCGUCAAAGAGAACGUAAGCUUAUGAAAGAUAGAGAUGAAGCGUGGAUGCGCGUGGAAGCAUUGGCAAUGAGACAUCCACAUUAUAAUAUGGCAAUUACUAAAAGUACACCGAACAUUCCAUACAGCUUGACGCAACAUUUAGAUAGUCCUCCACCCGAUGAGGAUGGUGACACGGAUCAAACUCCGCUUACUUUAGAAAAGAUUGAAGCUAAAGCAAAUGAGGCGAAAAAAAUAACAAAUGUGAAUACAAUGAAACCACUUCUACGAAGGAAGAGCGAUAUACCACAAGACUCUUACACAAUACGGGCAUUGUCCGAUCACAAGCGAGCUGACGAAUACCUUGUAACACCGCCCGAUCCGAAUAAUUGCUAGUCCUUACCCUAUUCUCUUCCGAUGUAUCCCCUAUUUUGUUGUAGUAAAAUCACAAGUUAGCUCUUUUCCGGGAGAUGGAAAAAACGGCGAUAACAUAACCUUGGCAGUUAAAUCUGCCUUAGAGAGCCUUAUUGUGCGGAAUCAAUAACAUUUAAUGUAUAUUAGAAUUUUGUUUGCUCGUGUUAGAGAAAGUAUCUUCCUCUUGUUACACCUUUAGAUUAUGAGAACAUGGAGAAUCGCAUGAGAGUAAUAAUGUCCAUUUGAUGCAUGUAGAUCACUUAUUUCCUUUCUCAAUUACAGACCAUGCUAAUUUAAGAAGUUGUUAAAAAGAACAAAAGGAAAAAAAAAAAAGAAAAGAAAUAUUAAAAAUGUGUAUUGUUCGAGGUAAAAAUACGGUAAACAAAGGGCUCUAAAUUCAUUAGUUAUGAAAUAUUUAGCACAAAGGCAUUUAAAAUGCUAGUUAUGCUCUAUAUAUAUAUAUAUAUAGUUGCUAUAUAUAUAUAUAAAAUAUACAUACACAUACACACAUACACAUAAAAGAUAUAUAUAUAUAUAUAGUAUCAUUGGUAUAAAUGACAUUAUUAAUGCUGUGGUUUUCAUGAACUUGGUAUAUUCUAGGAAAGAUUUUAUACAAACGAGGAUACGGAAGACGGAAGGAGCAGUAUCAUCGAUAACGUUUUACUCUGUGUUAUCAUUAAAUUAUACUAAGCGAAGCGAGCUUGUUGUGUUAAUAACUAUGAUAAAUGAAGUUUUACGUUUACGUGUACAUGGUGUAAAAUAAUUUAUAUUCUCGCUUUAACACUUCCGGCUCAUAUUAGAGCAGAAAAAAACGCCAGACAUUAUUACAUUAGGGUGUAUACGACAGUGCUAUUUUAGGAUAUCGAACACUAUAAAUCCGAAUAACUUCUACGUGUAAUACUACCACUACUAUUACUAUUACUACUACUACUACUACUACUAUUAAUACUAUAACUACUAUUCUAUUACCGCUAUUAUUACUAUCAUUACUAUUACUAUUACUAUUACGAUUACGACUACUUUUGUAUCUGUUGUGCCUAGAUGCCUGUGGAAUAAAUUCACAGAAAAAUGCCUCUGCUAAGAAUGAUUGUUGUAAGAAACAUUAUAAGAGCCAUGCGGCGAGUUACAUUUGCUUUGUGCUAAUAUCAUUAAUCGAUAACCACAGAAUUUUCGGAUAUAGCUUCUGUAAUAUCGCGUUUGUAAACUCGUCGCACUUAUGAUUGUUAGAUGAGAAAAAAAAAACAAAAAAAAAAAAAAAGAAAAAAACAAAAAAAAAAAGAAACAAAAAAGAAGAUAGGAAGAAAAAAAAUGCAGAGGUUUAUUACGGCUACAAAAAAUAAUGAAAUCUACCGAGAGAGAAAUAGAAAGAGCAGGAAUGAAGGGAAUGAAAAAUAGAGAAAGAAAAUUAUAAAAUAAGAUACAUUUAGAACUUCGCGCUGCUGGCAGGCUGUUACGUUUAAUAUUAUUGAUAAAUACGUUGUUGAACAUAUAUAAGCGCUCGCGCUAAAAUAUUAGGAAGUUGAUGCUAAAAAAAAAAAAAGAACAAAAAACAAAAAAUGCUUUAAGUCCAUUGUUUCACUAUUACUUUUUCUUUUUUUUUUCUUUUUUUUUUUUUUUUUUUUUUUGAGGAAUGGCCACUUUGUCUAAUGUUUAUCGAUGAUACGAUAAUUAUUACUAUUAAUAUUAUUAUUAUUAAUAUUAUUAUUAUUAUUAUUAUUAUUAUUAUUAUUAUUAUUAUUAUUAUUAUUAUUAUUAUUAUUACUAUUAUUACUAUUAUUAUUAUUAUUAUCCUCAUUAUUAAAGCUUAUUGUUAUAUUAUUUUUAGUAUAAACGAUAAGACGUAGCAUGGUGUUAGUGCCCAUAUUGACGCCACCCGGCAUGCCUAAAGAAUUUAUUUGUCUUUUAAUAAUUACGUGGUUUCAGUGUGGACAUACAUACAUAUAUGUAUAUAUAUAUAUAUAUAUAUAUAUAUAUAUACAUAUAUACAUACAUACAUAUAUGUAUAUAUGUAUAUAUACAAUUAAAAAGAAACUGUUGAAAGUAUUUCAUCUAUAUGUUGUGUGUCAAUUCGACACAUUCAAUAUCUCAUUAUACCGAAGAAAACAUCGAAGAAUAUCAUUAUACGAUAGCGAAUACGAAUGUAUACGUUAUCUAAAAACUGAUAUCAUUUACGUAGAUAAUUAGAAAAUUUUAUGAAAAUACACACACACACAUGAGCGCUGCCGGACGUUUCUCAUCUAAAUAGCAUAUAUCAAUGUGUUGCACCAUAUCGCGGGAUUUUUUUUUUUUUUUUUUUUUUUUUUUUUCAUACGUAUCGACUAAUAAUUAUUACUAAAAGAGAUUUGUUCGCCUCGACGAAUAAUUCUUUUCUUUGUAAAUUAUUUCGAGACAUUUCAAGUUCUCAAUAUGCCUUAUAUGUAUUAUAUUUGUGUAAGAACAGAGUUAAUUAAAGUCUGUAGUUCAUACGUUUGUAAAUAUCAUGUAAAUAAUAUAAUUAUGUUGGAAUGCAGUCUACUGAGUUCCAAAGAUAA
This is a messenger RNA of Vespa velutina, 5489 nucleotides long. Its product is annotated as serine/threonine-protein phosphatase 2A 56 kDa regulatory subunit gamma isoform-like. Lineage: Eukaryota; Metazoa; Arthropoda; Insecta; Hymenoptera; Vespidae. Gene Ontology annotation, molecular function: protein phosphatase activator activity. The record is from RefSeq and is a predicted model, not a curated record. Gene Ontology annotation, cellular component: cytosol; protein phosphatase type 2A complex; nucleus. Bases 1549 to 2940 code for a protein of 463 amino acids. Gene Ontology annotation, biological process: signal transduction; protein dephosphorylation. The transcript has 10 exons.